Molecule: messenger RNA, 1038 nt
Organism: Clonostachys solani
Lineage: Eukaryota; Fungi; Ascomycota; Sordariomycetes; Hypocreales; Bionectriaceae
Source: the annotation of a GenBank genome assembly
AUGCCGUCCCUAGUCAGGUCAGGCUUGUGGCUACUGGCCGCCAAAGCCAGCAAUGCUUUCUACAUUAUUCCUCAGCUCCCCGAGCCCAUGGCGACUUCUGUGCCUUUACUCGAAGAGCGUGAUGUGGAAUCGAUGGUGGGAAUUUUCAUUACGAACGGCCAGUACCAAACAAUGUACUGCAACCCAGGACGAACCCCAAUUGAUGUCAGCGGACGGGUAUUGUGUUCCUCGCCAGGCCUGGAUCCCCCUAACGCAUCGACUCCCGUGACGGCAUGUUCAGAUUCGUUCGCCCUCUUUGGUACUACAUCAGUCGCCUGUACAUAUCCGACUACGUGCGGUAGCAUGAGACUCCUGCUCAGCACUAAUGCUGCGUCGACCGAGACGUGGAUCGCAUGCGGCAGCGCUCUACCAGCCACAAUAUAUCGAAACCCUCCACCGAUCACAUCCGGGGAGACCACCACCUCCUCCAGCUCUGAAUCCAUGACUUCAACUUCCACGAGCACUCUACCUCCUUCGCCAACCCCCUCCCCCUCCUCAAGCCAGGCUUGGAUCGCCGGGCCAGUCAUCGGCGGUGUGGUGGCCCUUGCCCUCAUCGGAUUCUUCGUAUGGUGGCUCAUGAGGCGGAGGAAGCGAAGAGCUCAAGCUCAGCAGCCCGUAUCGCAGGUUGCCCAGACCUCCGAGGUUCCAAAAACUGGAUCGCCUGCCGUCACAUCUCAAUGGUCUUCUCCCGCACCAACCUACGGCUCUCCUCACAAUGGAUACGGCCCUACCUCUCCUACCGGGACGGCGGUGCCUCCCUAUCCGUCGGGGUAUCCUCCCCCCGGGCCAGGCUCGCCUUCUCAGAUGUCCUCAUAUGGGCAGGGUCCUUCUCCAGUGCAUGGUGUCUCCCCUCCUCCUGGCCCGUACGCUCACCAAUGGCAAGCACCCGCACCCAUUCAUGAGAUGCCUACGCAAAACUAUGACGGGCCAGCCGAAUUAAGCGGCAAUACUGGCUCUGCUGGAGCUGGUCCGUUCGAGGCCCCACCUUCGAAUAAGUAG